Linum tenue is the source of this 2334-nucleotide messenger RNA. The record is from the annotation of a GenBank genome assembly. Lineage: Eukaryota; Viridiplantae; Streptophyta; Magnoliopsida; Malpighiales; Linaceae.
ACAAAUCAAAACAAUCUAUCAAUCAUCCCUCCCAGACAGACAUCCUGAUUGAGGCAAUAGUUGUGCCUGUGAAUGCGAUGAUGCAUGCAUACAUGGAUGGGUCUCCAUAUAUCAUUAAUUAAUUCCUCUUUCAUAAUCUACUUGUCUUUUAAGUAAUCUUCUUAUCCUAAAUGGAAAGGGCUAGAGAGAAAUUGCAUCACAAUUAAUUUAACUUUUUUGUAAGAAAUUCCCAAUCGUCAUCGUCAUCGUCAUCCUUCUCUCACACAGUCACUCACUCUUUUUUUUCUUUCUUUCUCUUCUUCUUCUGUUUCCUUUUAUGAUCCCAGCUCUUGAUCGGUAAUGUUAUUGCAUUUCUGAUUAUCUCCCGGUGAUUAUUACAACAAAGUCAAUAAGUCGCAGAGGCGCCAUGUGAUUCCAGAAGGAUGGAUGCAACAACUCCAACCACCGGCAGCUACGACUCCAACCCUAAACACCAUCAUCAACACUAUCACACUACUACUACUGCUGCUGCUGCAUUUGCAACAAGAAGUAUCGACACCGGCAAAUCAAAUACACAUACUAAUAAUAAUAACAACGCCAUCAUGCACAACAAUAUUAUGAACAACAAUAAUCAGCGGUUGCUCGCCUCUACAAUAGCAACAAGGCCUCCUACAACCACCACAAGUAGUAGUAGCGGUACUGAUGUAAGUACCAUCAACAGCCGAAGCGACAACAUAGAUAGCUCCUCCACCACUAACAGUAUUACCAACAACGCAUCUUUGAAGCCACACACUGGCGGGGACAGCAGGUGGGACUCCAUAAACACUGUGGUCAGCUCCAGAGGCGCCAUGGGUCUUAGCAACUUCCGCCUCCUCAAGCGUCUUGGCUACGGUGACAUCGGCAGCGUCUACUUGGUAGAGCUUCGUGGCACCACCAGCCACUUCGCCAUGAAGGUGAUGGACAAGGCCUCCCUAGCCAGUCGCAACAAGCUCCUCCGCGCCCAGACCGAAAGGGAGAUCCUUGGACUCCUCGACCAUCCUUUCCUCCCAACACUCUACUCCUACUUUGAGACUGACAAGUUCUACUGCCUCGUCAUGGAGUUUUGCAGCGGUGGCAACCUUCACUCUCUUCGCCAGAAACAACCCACCAAGUACUUCUCCGAGGAUGCUGCCCGCUUCUAUGCCUCUGAGGUCCUCCUCGCCCUCGAGUACCUCCACAUGCUUGGCAUCGUCUACCGUGACCUUAAGCCCGAGAAUGUACUUGUCCGAAACGAAGGACACAUAAUGCUCUCCGACUUUGACCUGUCUCUCCGUUGCUCCGUCAAUCCCACCCUUGUCAAAUCUUCCUCCGUCAGCGGCGGCUCCUCCUCAGGUACAUCAGCCGCCUCAGGUGGACCAGCUGUGCUCGCUGGCAGUGGUGCCGCCAGUGUGGGAUCCUCGACCAAUGCCUUUGGCAGCGGCGGUGGAGCCAUUCUAGACGAGGAGUUCGCUGUCCACGGCUGCAUCCAACCCUCCACCUUCUUCCCUCGCUCCAUACUCCCUAGCAAAAAGAACCGCAAGUCAAAGUCAGACUUUGGACUCUUUGUGGGUGGGUCCCUCCCGGAGCUCAUGGCAGAACCCACCAACGUGAGAUCCAUGUCCUUCGUCGGGACACACGAGUACCUUGCCCCGGAGAUCAUACGAGGAGAAGGCCAUGGAAGCGCAGUUGACUGGUGGACUUUUGGGAUAUUCCUCUAUGAGCUCCUCCACGGGACCACCCCCUUCAAAGGCUCAGGGAACAAGGCCACUUUGUACAACGUGGUGGGCCAGCCCUUGAGGUUUCCGGACAGCCCACAUGUCAGCUAUCCAGCCCGGGACCUCAUCCGAGGACUCCUUGUGAAAGAGCCACACAAGCGGAUUGCCUAUAAGCGUGGGGCCACCGAGAUCAAGCAGCAUCCUUUCUUCGAAGGACUCAACUGGGCUCUCGUCAGGAGCCUUGCCCCUCCACACGUCCCUGAACCCGUCGACUUCUCUCAGUAUGCCAACAAAGAGCCGCCCCCGCCACAACCCUCAUCAUCCUCCGCCAUGCCACACCCAACUGCUUCUGCUUUUGCUUCCACAACUGCAGAAAAGAAGACCGCAACCCCAGCACACUCUGAUGUCAUUGGAGGUGAUCACAAGCACAAUGAACACUUCAGCCCCACAGACGAUGACUCUUCAUAUAUAGAUUUUGAAUAUUUUUGACUUAUGACAAAUAAUUAAAUUUUCGUAAUUAAAUCCCUCAUUAAUUAAAUAUUAUUUGGGAUCCAGGCAAGAAGGACAGGAAGUAAAGCAUUUUGGAUAUGGAAUUUUUUGUUAACUAAGGCAAAACUAAAGC